AUUGUAGAUUAGAUUAAAUGUAAAAUAUUUAAUGUUAAAUUUUUAUUAUAAUUGUAAUGUGUAAAAUGUAUAAAAUAUAAGUAUUUUAUCUAAACACAUUUUGUGUCAAAAUGAUCUUUACGUGAUAAUCUGUUAUAAUGAUUAAUAGGCCUAAGAGUAGACGUAAAGUAUCUAAGGAGGAUUCCACAGAUUCUGGAUUUAAAGAACUGACAUCUUCAGAUAAUCCCUUACUAAUUGAGGGCUAUAAUUUAUUUGAUAAACAGUAUAACGAGAAUACAAUACAUAAUCGGAUAUGUCAUAGUAUAAAGGAAAGUUUAGAUAGCAUUUCAGACCCUCUGUCAUGUAAUGUGGUCUUCCAAAUAGGAAAAUUAAUGAGUGUAGUCAAAUCAAGAAGCAUAUAUUUACCAACUGAGACUGAAGCGGUUUUGGAUUUUGAUUUUAACAAGGUAAAAUUUGUACCAAACAUAUCAAAACAGUGCUUGGAUUCUUUAUAUUUGAACCUCUUUGUAAGUAAAUCUGACUACUGUAAAUUAGUACAAAAUAAUGAUUAUCUAGAAGUUGAACUUGUGUAUAAUACUAAAACUGGUAACUCUGACUCUAAAGUUAAUAAUAAGGAAGGGUUUUGUCAUUCAAUCAUAUAUAGAAUCCCGUUUAUAUUUAAUGAAAAAUUGAACUUUAAUGAUUUAAAACAAUAUACUUACAAUUAUUUGGAUAGUAUUAUAGUAUAUAGACCUCAGUCAGAUUACCAUUUUAAGGUUCAAACUAACUGUAUAAUAUCUGUUAACCACAAUGCCACAGAGACUAGAGGAUCAGUUUUGAAGAUGUUAUUUCGUCAUUUGAGAACUUAUAACACGAAUAAAUUGGAGAAUGUAAAGUUCAUAAAAUUUAACCUUGAAGUUGUCGACGAGUGGGAUAUUCCAAUUAAUGAUGAACUUUGUGGUCUUGGAAUUCAGGAACUAAUUACUUCGUUUUAUGAGACGUUUAUUGCUACAAAUAGUUCCAACUCUAACCCAUUUAUUGACGUUGAUAAUUCUGAAGAGUCAAAGGUUAAGAUUAUACAAGUUUCUACAGACUCCUCGAAGAUUCCAAAUAACUCACAGCUUUACAGACAGUAUAAAAGGUUAAUAGAAUCUAAACCUAACAGAUUUGGUUACAUAGUCUCACUUCUAGAAUCUAAUACUCGAAUGUUACUUGAUUUAUUCAAUGGCACACUGGUUGACUCGCAACUUGACACUCUAGAUAGAAAGGAUGAUGCCUUGGAUUAUUAUCCGAAUUUAUUUGGAGAUACAGCAGAGUUUGCACAGAUCCAUUAUGAUACUAGGAAAGUCAUAAGACAACAGGAAUCAGCAAUAGAAGCUUUGAGGAAGUACAAUAACUUGGUGAAAAGAGUUUUAAUCCUAUGUAAUAUUAAGAAAAACGCCUCAGUGUUAGAACUAGCCUGUGGUCACGCUCAGGAUUUGGAUAAAUAUAACACUAAGAAAAUUAGAAAACUCAUGGGAAUUGACAUAUCGCUGAGGGAAAUUAAUGAAGCUAGAAGAAGAUACGGUCAGAGGAAGAGAACACUUUCAUUUAACGCAGAGUUUCAUCAUGGGAACUUACUUGACCCUAAAAUCUACUCAAUGUUCAUUAAAAAUAAUACCUUUGAUGUGGUUUCAAUACAACUGGCAAUUCAUUACAUGCUCGACACUGAAACCUCAACUAACUUUAUACUUGAGAAAAUACACAAUUCUCUAAAUGAAGGAGGACUUUUUAUAGGCUCAACCAUCUGUUGUGAUCAACUCUCCAAAGAAUUAGCAUCAAACUUAAACAAUUCACACAGCUCCGAAGUGUGGGAGUUUGGGAAUCCGAUAUUUAAGAUAACUAUGGACGAGAAAUCAGUGGAGGAGAUAAAAAAUUCAUCGGAAAGCUUAAGUUAUACAGAGAUAAACGAGGUGUUAAAUAGUAAUUGGGGACUUAAAUACCAUUUCUUUUUAAUGGAAUCCAUAGACGAAAGUGAGUAUGUAGUUCCAUGGCGUAAAUUUGUGAAUUUGUGUAGUAAAAUCGGGUUAAAACUGGUGGAAUCACAUCCAUUUCAAGAGUAUCUGGAGCUGUAUAAAGCAUUAUUUGACAGUAAGAAACUUGAUUUACCACAAGAUGUGUAUGAGAACAUGGAUUACCAUUUCAAGAAUAUCUCGAAUUAUGUGUUCUCAAAUGACCAAAUGAGAGUGUUUUCCCUUUAUAAAAUUUUUAUUUUUCAGAAAAUUACAGGCAGAGAUAAGUUAUAUAUCCAAGGUGUAAAGAUAAAGAAAAGUUAAAACACUACAAAACUCUCAAAUUUUAAAAAAAUAAUUUUUUAAAU
Theileria parva strain Muguga is the source of this 2338-nucleotide messenger RNA. RefSeq names its product mRNA capping enzyme family protein (gene ABD1). NCBI's taxonomy places the organism in Eukaryota, Apicomplexa, Aconoidasida, Piroplasmida, Theileriidae. Gene Ontology annotation, biological process: 7-methylguanosine mRNA capping. The transcript has 2 exons. The record is from RefSeq and is a predicted model, not a curated record. Gene Ontology annotation, molecular function: mRNA 5'-cap (guanine-N7-)-methyltransferase activity. Bases 138 to 2294 code for a protein of 718 amino acids. Gene Ontology annotation, cellular component: nucleus.